Tremella mesenterica DSM 1558 is the source of this 1632-nucleotide messenger RNA. RefSeq lists its product as uncharacterized. NCBI's taxonomy places the organism in Eukaryota, Fungi, Basidiomycota, Tremellomycetes, Tremellales, Tremellaceae. The record is from RefSeq and is a predicted model, not a curated record. Gene Ontology annotation, molecular function: protein binding. The transcript is spliced from 5 exons. Bases 1 to 1632 code for a protein of 543 amino acids.
AUGUCCCUUAAAGCUGAAUUGGAAACUUGGGCAGCGGCAUUGAAAGCGUAUGAUGAACAGGAUUUCGACACAGCUUUAUCAUGUUUUGAACGUAUUGGAGAUACCUCAAAGAUAUGUUGGAAUAUGGGUAUCAUACUUGCCACUUUAGGUCGUCAUGAAGAAGCGGUUGAAAAGUUUAUCGAAGCUACAAGUUUGGAUGGUUAUCUAACCGUGGCUUAUCAUCAAGCUGGAGUGUCCAAUUUUAUGUUGGGACGAUACGAGGCCGCACAUAAAGAUUUCGAAGAUGCUUUAUUAUACAUGCGAGGUAACCAAACAAUUAAUUACGAACAACUAGGUCUCAAUUUCCGACUCUAUUCAGCAGAGGUUUUAUUCAACUGCGGUCUAGCGAAAAUAUACAUGGGUCAAGUCGACUCUGGUAUUCAAGAUAUGCGCGAUGCGGCGAGUCAAAAACAAAGUCCUGAACAUGGAGUAAUCGAUGAUGCUAUACGUGAUCAAGGAAGAGAUUACAAUGUUUUUUCUGUUCCCGUAGGGGUUUUAUUCAAACCGGCACCUGGGAAAUUGAAAAAUCUAGCUGCUAGGGAUUAUAUGGGAAAAGCUGUUUUAGUCGCUGCUAGCGAUGUCAACGACGCUUAUACGACUUUUACAGGUGUGACACGUCUUCAACGUGGACAAACUCCUUCUGGUGCUCCUCUAGAUCCUAAUCAUCCUCUUUCACGUUCAGCUUCAGUAGGAGCUUUAGAUAGUCCAUUACCAAUCGCUACACGUAUGACAAGAAGUAAUACCAUAGCCACUUCAGCAGGAAAUAUAGAUCCACCACGUCCUCUCGCACGAAACAAUACUACCCUUAACACUACUCCGAACACUAUAGGAUUACGAAACAUGACAACAUCAACGACUCCCGACAUCCAAGACAUGCGUGGAUUGUCCAGGGGCAAUUCAAUUCGUCCUUCUGAUAAUAAUUCUCUUUCCACACCUUCUAAACCGAGAACAGAAAGGAAAGAUUCUACUUCUUCUUCAGAAGGUCCUAAUUCUCCUCCAGAUCCAGUACUUCGUACUCCUCAAGAACGUCAAAAAAGUUUACGAGUGACAGAAUUAUAUGAUGAUUAUUAUAAAUCACCAGGAGCUUAUGAAGAUGAUAUACCACCUGAACUCCCGCCGAUUGGAGGAAGAAAGAUUGAAGCUUGGGCAAAGAAAACUAUUGCUGGUGCUCCCCUUACUAGAAACAAUUCUGCAUCAGCCAGAGGACCACCUAGUAGUUUCGGAGGAAAAGGUUUGGGGUUGAGGAGGACACCAAGUACGAUGAGUAGUGUCAUGACGAUGAGUCGAUAUGAGGAGGAUGGAGUUUCGGAGAAUGGUAGUUUUUAUGAUAUGGUAAAGAUACGUGUCAAGGUUCACGUCGGUUCAUUGACAAGAGGAAUGUCAAUUUCCCCAACCGACAAUUUCCCAGAUUUCCUAGAUGCAAUCCGAGCCAAAUUCCCAGAUUUGACCUCUGACGUCGGGGUGAGAUUCAGAGACGAAGAUGGUGAUAUGUUGAGUAUGCAAGAUGAAGGUGAUUUCGAAGCUGCUAUUGAUGUAGCUAGAGUUAUGGCUAAAGGGAGACAAGAAGGAAAGUUGGAAAUAUGGGUUGAUUAA